AUGUAAAAUGAAGCUAUCUUCAAAGUUUCAGUCAAAUUGGAUGUGACAGGCUUUCGAAAUUUCGCUUAUAUUGAACCGAUAAUGUCACGUAUAACAUGAAAAUGGUUAAACAUUAAACGUUUCUAUAGAAACUUGAACUGAUUCAUUCAUGUAUAGAUCAAACCUGAGAAUCCGUCGCUUUAACAAAACAUUAUUCCUUCGUAUGUGUUUUCGAAAUUAAAAAAUAAAAUGAACAAUCGUCCACUUGAAUUAGUUCCUCCACCUCCAUUAAAGUUUACUUUAUAUCAGUGGCAUCUAAAUAAUCGUCAUAGGUAUCGAUGUUCGGAAGCACAGCAAGAAUUAGCAGAUCGAUUACUUAAUGAAUCUCAACGUAUUUGUGAAUUGAGUUCUGAAACAGUAAAAAAUAAUAAAGAAGAAACAGAUCAUAGACUUAAAGAAAAAAUUGGAGAUAUAGAAUUCCGUAAAAAGGAACUAUUACGUAUAAGGAAAGAAGUUAUCCUUGAAAUUGAUACUUUAUCGAUAUAUAAGGAACGUAUUAUGGAUGCUUUAUCAUCCAUAAGGAAAAGUGCUCUUAUUAUUUGCGAAAAGUGUCUCGUUUUUAGAGAACAAAGAUUAGGAAUUGAUUUAGUUCAUGAUGACGUUGAAAAAGAAUUGAUAAAAGAAUGCGAAGUAAUUAGGGGUGUCGAAAAUUUAUUAGUUCGAACUUUAGAACAAACUCAAGAACAAAUACGUCGAUUAAAAGCGACACUUUAUUAUAUGGAUCACGAACUUGAGGAUAAAGAAAAUAAUUUACGUAUUGACAAACAUAAUUUAACAUUAAAAGAAACUAGUUUAAAUUUAAGCAUUUAUCAUGGCAGUUCACGACUUGAUCCAUCAACUAUCGAAUUGAAUGAAUGGGAAAUGCAAACUAAUAACAAUAUCAUGACAGCUUCGAAAGAAGUAAAUUGUGCUAUAACUUUGCGUUGUUAUAUCGAUACGAUUAUAAAACAAGCAAUUGAUGAUCUAAAUGAACAAAAAAAUGCUACUAACGAAGCUUUCAGACGCCGCAUCGAAGAAACCAAGGAAGCAAAAACAAAAUUAGAAUUACAGCAUUCUGAGAUAAUGCGACAAGCAGAAGAAAUGAAGGAGAAUAUUACGCGGAUAGAAAAAUCAAUUGCAGAAAAAGAAUGUUUCUUAGCUUUGGCUCAUACGAGACUCGGUAAUCGUUGUCAAAGACCAGGAUUAGAACUUACACGAGAUCUAGUCGAAAAUAAUCUUGUAAAGGAAGUAUAUGAUUUACGGAAUGUUACGUCUAAAUUGCAAACAACUAUGUUUGAGGCUCAGGCAUCAUUGCGUUAUUUACUGAAAACACAAAUUCAGAUCGAAGAAGAUAUUAAUGUUAAAACAAAUACAUUAAAAAUUGAUGAAGUCGAUUGUAUGACUCUUCGUCAGAGUAUGUUCUACCAUGUAUAUUGAAAUUAAUUCAAAUAUUGAAUAACCCAUUAAAAUUUUUAUAUGAUAAAAUAUAAAAAAUAAUACAGUAUUUUUUAUGCAAAUUAAAAAUAUAAAAAUUAAGAUUAUAUUACAAUUUUCGUAUAUAGAAAAAAAAAUUAAUUGAAUAUAUCAUUAGAAACAAAGACAUUAUAUAAUUUAAUAUGAUAUUUGAAAUUGUAUUUUGUAUUAAUCUCAGACAAAUAAGUAUUUAUGAUAUAUGUAAUAUAUACAUAUACUUUUCAUUAGUUUGUAGAUUGUGCUUCAAUAAAAUGCUACUAUUGGAAGUUCA
Messenger RNA from Apis dorsata (giant honeybee), 1762 nucleotides. It is a transcript of the gene Tektin-C, whose product is annotated as tektin-1. NCBI's taxonomy places the organism in Eukaryota, Metazoa, Arthropoda, Insecta, Hymenoptera, Apidae. Gene Ontology annotation, biological process: cilium movement involved in cell motility; cilium assembly. Gene Ontology annotation, cellular component: nucleus; microtubule cytoskeleton. The record is from RefSeq and is a predicted model, not a curated record. The transcript has 7 exons. The coding region runs from base 229 to 1455 and encodes 408 amino acids.